Ixodes scapularis (black-legged tick) is the source of this 1567-nucleotide messenger RNA. Its product is annotated as monocarboxylate transporter 2. The record is from RefSeq and is a predicted model, not a curated record. NCBI's taxonomy places the organism in Eukaryota, Metazoa, Arthropoda, Arachnida, Ixodida, Ixodidae. Gene Ontology annotation, biological process: transmembrane transport. Gene Ontology annotation, molecular function: monocarboxylic acid transmembrane transporter activity.
AUGGCGCAGCAUGUAAGGGGCUGUCCAGAGGACGAAGGAACAAGCAUUGGUUUGCUGGCACUUUGCAGCGUCGUAAUAAACCAGCAUUUCCUCAAGUUCCGCGCCAUGGCCUCCGGAAUCAGCAAUGCCGGUUUCACAAUUGGCGGACUCAUAUUUCCGCCCUUAGUACAAGAGCUCUUCGACAGAUUCGGAGUCAGAGGCAUGUUCUUGCUGUGCGGGGCGCUCAUGCUCAACUCAACGGCCGGCGCUUUCUUGCAACGCUCUCCUCCUUUACCCAUCCUGCAGACUGUGAAGGACAAGAGCGAGACAUUGCGCAACCACCAAGAGACGGAAAAAAUGCUUCAGCCCUGUCCUCCAGAAGUUAAGCUGAGUUCAUCCGACGUUCAAGAGCAGAGCCAGAAUGGUGAACCAGGGGUCAAAGAAGAAACCAUAAUCGCCCAGAAAGUGUCGCGAAACAUCAGUCGCACGAAUGAUCCAGAAUGCAAGCUAAUCCCAGCCGAUCAAGACGACGAAGAUAUCAGCUGUCGCGUCCUGGUACAAAGUGAACUGGUGUCUUCGAAGAAAGAGCUCAAAAUACAGGCCGUCGGCAUUAGAAAUUCGCAGUCUUUUUCACUAAAGCCCAAGAGGAAACAUUUGCUGUCGUUUCUGAUUCUGCCCAGGUUUUACCUGAUUGCCUUUUCCUUGUCCCAGAUCCUCAACAACAUGACCACUUUCAUGACGGUCAUCGUGGACUUUGCUCUGGACAGGGACGUUUCCAAGUGGCACGCUGUUCUCCUCGUUUCGUAUUACACCGUAAUGGACCUGGUGGCCAGACUGGGGUCUGGCUGGAUAACGGACAAGGGAUACUUGAAGAGGAGUACCAUGAUGGCCGUCCACCUGACGAUGUGGGGAGUAUCCUUAUACCUGAUGCCGGUCUGCAGGCCUUACUACUGUCAAGCGCUGCUCUCUAUGGUGUGCGGAUGGUGCAACGGUUCGACGCUCAUCCUUAUCGCCGUGUUCUUUGUGGAACUUGUGGGCAUCGAAAAGUUGGGUGUGUGUUUUGGGAUUGCCACGUUCCUGGCUGGACUGCUGGGACUCCUCAGACCUACGCUCAUAGGUUACUACAGAGACAGCCAUGGCGACUACGAAGGACUGUUUACCCUGCUGGGAGGACUCACAUUGGCAAUGGCCAUACUUUGGUAUUGGGUUCUCGCAAGGGAAAGGUGCGAGGUGCUGAAGAAAGCCAAACGUUCCAAGACUCAGCAUCUGCCUCAAGCCGACAUCACCGCCUCAGACGACAAAGGACAGCGGUUAUAGCAGACGAUUUCCGCCAUUAGCUACAUUCCAUAUUAGGCCAUAGGGUGACAAUACCCUCUGGUAACCAAUUUUCAGCCACUACCAAACAGAACUUUGUCGAAAUGAGAUCAGUGUCUGCCAAACCGCGAUACGGCCUUAGGGCGCCGCCAUCUUGCUUCUGGGUGUGUGCAGAUCGCCUGAUAGUCAAGCCUUGCUGGAUGGAUGAAUGUUAACGGCUGUACCCCUUAUAACGGGCGGCCUUGCGCCACUUUGCCUAAAGAAUACACUGAAA